AUGUCUCAACGUGAAAAAUUCGAGUUAAUUAAUUCCGAAGUGCGUUCUUUUUACGAAUAUUGUAAGGAAGCUGGCAUGAGCGAUGAAGAAAUGGAUUUGAUCUGUCGGCCACUCACAAAUUCUGUGAGAAAAGCCACAAUCAAACGUUGGACAAGGGUGGUUCUCGUUUUGAUAAUGGGAAUAGCGAUUGGAUAUACUGUUAGCCAGACGGAUACCUUUAAAUGGCAUGCAUCAGCCCUGGCCAGGAUCGUUUUGAUUAAAUUGCUACCAGUGUGGGACUGGACACCUCUGUACCAUAACAAGUGCAUGAUUGCGAGACCUGCGGAACCACCUAAUGUCGAAGCAGGAGCGUCAACAACCGAUUGCAUAGCCUGUGAGGCAGUCAAAAAUAUUGCGCGCUUGUCCGACACGUCAUACAACGAAGUAUUCAACCACCACCUCCUGCGCGGGGCGCCGGUUAUCGUCGUGGAUGCCCACUACGAUUGGUCCUCACGAGACGAACUCAACCUGACCGGCCUGAUCAGCGACGAUGACCGACUCCGCGACUCAGUCCCUUGUAGAAUUCUUACCAACAUAAGAAUCGGACGACAACCCAUGGACCUAGAAGAAAUAGUAUCUAGAAUAACAAACACAGACAUACCGAGUUGGUUUGUCCAUUUCCAAAACUGCGAUAUUCGUGCAGUCAAAUCCUUUAGGGUCCUAGCACCUAGGCCGUACUUCCUCUCCCCUCAUAUCCCUCCCUCGCACUUUAAUUGGUUAUUAUUGUCAAAGAACUAUGAUACUCAUAGAUAUAAGUAUUUGGAGUUCGACAUUGGAUUGAUAAUCAUGUCUCAAUUGAAAGGCAAGUCGUUCGUGCAGUUACGGCCGCGAGCGCCUUGCGAAGAUGACUGUUACACUCUCAACUUUGAGCUGACAGAAGGAGAGACCCUCGUGUUGGCUAAUUCCCUCUGGGAGUUUGAAUAUUUACCGGGCAAAGGUGAAAACGUUGCCAUGAUCACAGAAACUGAUUGGAACGAAUCCUAA
This is a messenger RNA of Spodoptera exigua (beet armyworm), 1023 nucleotides long. The record is from the annotation of a GenBank genome assembly. NCBI's taxonomy places the organism in Eukaryota, Metazoa, Arthropoda, Insecta, Lepidoptera, Noctuidae.